AUAGCCUAUGUCUUAUUUUUGAAAAAAGUAUUGCUAGUGAGGACAGGUGGUUAAUGCCUAAAUUAAUACAGAAAAGAGGAUACGAUUUGUAUGUCAAGAAUUUUUUUAAAAAAAUGUUAGAUCCAUCACAAUUUACCAAUUAUAUUUUUGUUGAAGGCGAAACACUUAUAAAUGAUAUUAUAAAAAUCGGGUUUUUGCCCAAAUUUAUAUUUCACACUCCUUUAUACGAUAUCAAAAACAUUUUAAACAAUGUAGAGUCUAGUAACGAAAUUGAUUGUUUUGAAAUAAAAUCAAUCACAAUGAAAAAAUUAACACAAGUUCUAACACCUCCAGGAAUUGGUGGCAUAUUCUAUAAGCCAGAGUAUGAUAAAAUAAUUGGUAAAUAUACCAAUUCAUUUCCAAUCAAUAUAAUCUGUAAUAAUGUAAGGGAUCCUGGCAAUAUGGGAACCUUAAUUAGAACAAUGGCUGCAAUUGGGGCCAAGCAAAUGAUAAUAAUUAGUGGUUGUGUCAAUCCAUGGUCACCAAAAGUUAUUAGGUCAGCUGCAGGAGGCCAUUUCAGAAUACCUGUAUUAGAAAUUAAUAGUCUCAAUGCAUGUAUUGGUAAAAAUUAUAUUAAUCCACAAACAACUACGUUGAUAAUUGCUCAAAAUAUUGAUCCUAACUCCAAAAUUGCUAAUAAUUUAAAAAUAAUCACUCCAAAUAUUGAUUAUAAUAAAUUAAACAAAAAUCACAUUCAUCCUUCAACAGAAAUCGCCUUAUUACUAGGUAAUGAAUCAUGGGGUUUUGAAUAUAUUAAUACAUCUUCUAUAUUUUUUAAAUCCCCUUGGGCCAAAAUUAUUUCUACCUAUAUUCCUAUGGAAAGAGAAACUGAUAGUUUAAAUGUUACCAUUGCAGCGUCUAUUUUAGCUUCUUUUAUCAAAAGAUUCUAUUAUAUUUAGUAAAAAUCAAAACGAAUAUAUUGUAAAUAUAUUAUUUCCCCAUAAAUAAUUAUUGUAAUUUAUUGAUUCUUGUAAUAAAUGUAUCAUAUUUCAUAUACAACAUUUUUUAAAAAAAGAAUUCAAGUUUUCUUAUAACUAGUAUCAACAAAAUGAAUAAUUAUGGCAUUUAAUUUUAUGAUUGUUUAGGCUUACACAUAGUAUUGUUAAAUAACUCGUUUUGAGCCGAUUUUUAAAAACGACUAACUCAAUAUUUUAGCCAGAAAAAAUAUUGCCUAAGCUUCGAGAUUUGGCUACUAGAUGCCCAAACCUCUGUUCCUUCUACAUACAAAAUCUUCAGGCUUUAGCCGUUUUUAAAAAUCGGCUCAAAUUGAGCCGUUUAACAACACUACUUACACAAGAUAUAUGUUUAACCAUACAAUAUACAAAUUAUAGGACUAUAGCUAUAUGACCUGAAAAAUUAGAAUUUAUGGUUGGAAGAUUUUUUAUUAAUGUUUAACUGAGAUAAAUAUACUACUCAUAGUCUUGUUUCUAAAUUUUUGCAUUGAUAUUUUAUUAAAAUUCAGUCAUUAUUAUUUUUAUCAGUAACCAGAUUAAAAAUAAAAUAGAAAUUCUAUAAAAAAAAUCAAAUUAAAGACAAUAAAUAAAUAAUAGGGCCUUAUAAGCUGGAUAAGUGUAGAAGUGGGACGAGUAUUAAAAAUUUUUUUUGCUAGAAAUUAGGGAUCAAUAUUUUUUAUCGGAUCAGGCCGAUAUUUCACCCAUUUUAAAAUAUCGGUUAUCGGCCAAUAUUAUAAAAUUUUCCGAUCCGAUCCUAUAUAAAAUGGCGUUUUUAAUAAAAAUAAAAUGUUAUAAAUUUUUUUAAAUAAAAUCAUUUAUUUUUAUAAAUAAAAUCGAAAUCAAUUUUAUGUUUAUUUUUUUAAUAAUAAUUAAUUAAUACACAUUCUGCCAUAUUAUUAUUUUUUUUACGCAUUCUAUAUAUAAAAAUGUGCGAUAAUCUCUUCAGAAAGUUUUUAGUGAAGCUGGUGAUAUUGGCAGUUACCAUUGCAGCAGGCUAACCUCUGAUAAAAUGGAAAUUUUGGUAUUUUUAAGAAGAAAUCUUCGAUAUAUUAAUGUUAAA
Molecule: messenger RNA, 2052 nt
Organism: Gordionus sp. m RMFG-2023
Lineage: Eukaryota; Metazoa; Nematomorpha; Gordioida; Chordodea; Parachordodidae
Product: rRNA methyltransferase 3, mitochondrial-like
Exons: 5
Coding region: 54-938 (294 amino acids)
Biological process (GO): RNA processing
Molecular function (GO): RNA binding; RNA methyltransferase activity
Source: RefSeq, a predicted model, not a curated record